CCCCCCAUCCCCUCCCCGCACGCCUUCCUCCUCCACGACCUCACGGACCGCGUCGCCGCGCUCGAGCUCGCGGCCCGCGCGGCCGCCCCGCAGCCCGCGCGACGCAAGUACACCUACGCCGCCACGGAGCCCGGCGGCCGCAAGGUGAAGUGGACGGCGGAGGACAAGCCGCGCGGCGGGGGCCGGGCGCUCAAGUGGGAGGCGGAGCUCGCCUCCCCCAACGACGACGGCUUCGACCGCAAGUGGAGGUGGGAGGCCAAGUCCAAGCCCGGCGGCAAGGCCAAGACCAAGUGGGGCACCGAGAUCAAGGGCAAGGGCUCGCUCCAGCCAUGGUCGCACGCAUACACCUGGGAGGAGGACUUCACCGCCUCCGACGACGACGAUGAGCUGGAGGUCGAGGAGCGCAGGCCGGAGAAGCCCAAGAAGAUCAAGGCCGCCGCCAAGGACAAGGAGGAUGACAAGAAGAAGAAGAAGCCGGCGAGGACGUGCGUCCAGAUCGAGGAGAUCCCCGAGGACAACACCGCCGGAUGCGACGCCAUCCGCAAGGCUUUUGCCAUGGGGAACGGCAAGGGGAAGGCCAAGGAGCUGUCGCCGCAGGACGCCGCGCUGCUCAUCCAGAUGAACUACAGGGCGCACCUCGCCCACCGCUCCCAGGUGCUCCGCUGCCUGCGCGACCUCGCCGUCGCCAAGGCCAAGCUCAAGGAGCUCAGGUCCCUCUUCUACAACCUCUCCUACAGGCGCCGCCUCUCGCAUGACCACGAGGAGCGCCAGAGGUUCUCUGAGAAGAUCAUUGUCCUGCUCCUCACUGUCGAUGCGCUCGAGGGACCUGACUUCAUGGUGAGGACGGCGAAGAAAUCUAUGCUGGAGGAACUGGAGAGCAUGCUGGAGAUCGUGGACCCGCAGCCACCAGGGAAGCAGAGGUCGUUCAACCGCCGCAAGUUCGAUCUUCCAGAGGGCGGAGCGAUCCCAAAUGAGAAAACCGCUGGCGUGAACAACGCUGUCAGAGUCAUCAACACUGGCAAGGGCAAGCAGUAGGCACUAGCGCCUCGUUUAGUGCCCGGUACCAUGGCCGAUCGAUGGAGCUUGUAGCGCUGCUUUGUCUGUGAGAUAGUCCGGUUCGUCUUAGAUUUCUAGUACCUUUGAGAUUUGAGAAGGGUUGAACUUGUCGUGCACCAUUAUCCGGGAUGUCGUAGCGUGUAUGAACCGUAUUGUUUGUUUGGACUUGUUGUAAUGUAUGCUGUUGUUGAACUACCAGUAGAAGAGUUUGGUGCUUUAAUUA
Aegilops tauschii subsp. strangulata is the source of this 1279-nucleotide messenger RNA. RefSeq lists its product as uncharacterized. Gene Ontology annotation, cellular component: plasmodesma. The record is from RefSeq and is a predicted model, not a curated record. Lineage: Eukaryota; Viridiplantae; Streptophyta; Magnoliopsida; Poales; Poaceae. Gene Ontology annotation, biological process: protein folding.